Molecule: messenger RNA, 2012 nt
Organism: Camellia sinensis
Lineage: Eukaryota; Viridiplantae; Streptophyta; Magnoliopsida; Ericales; Theaceae
Source: RefSeq, a predicted model, not a curated record
CCCAAUCUCAAAAUCCCUAAUCUCUUCUUACAUCUCUCUCUCUCUCUCUCUCUCUCUCCGUCUCAAUUUGUUUCAGAUGCUGAUUCGGAUGAUUCACGGUCUAGGAGGAAGAUAAAGAGCACGAGUUCUAGGCAUAGAAGUAGGAAAUCGGAAUCAAAUAUCAACAUACAUACAUAUAAACUUGUUUGAAUCGUCAAUCAAAUAUCAACCAAUCGAUAUCGAUGGCUUCAUCUUCGGAUUCCAUGGACAACACUUUCAGAGCUCGAGUCCAGAAGAUCUUCGGGUCUCUCUCAUCAUCAUCAUCAUCGCUAAGCCCUCCGUGGUCUCUCACCGACGGCGAGGUCGAGAAGAGAGAGUGGCGACAACCCUCCUCCGCCAAAGACGACGACCAAACCCCCAUUUCUUUCUCUUUCAAUGGCCUUGCUUGUAGGGUUGUAGGGUUCCGCCAUGAAAGGAGGUAGAUCGAAAACUGAGACCAAAAGGACCGAUAGCAAGCUUUCGGUGAAGAGAGGUGCUCCGAGCGAGAAGGCUGGUAAAAAGCCAGCGGUGAAGAAGGGGAAGGCUGCCAAGGACCCUAACAAGCCGAAGAGGCCUGCUAGUGCUUUCUUUGUUUUCAUGGAGGAGUUUAGGAAAACGUACAAAGAGAAGCAUCCUAAUAACAAAUCCGUAGCCGACGUUGGUAAGGCUGGAGGAGAUAAAUGGAAAUCUUUGUCAGAUGCUGAGAAAGCUCCCUACGUUGCGAAGGUAGAGAAAAGGAAGACCGAAUACAAUAAAACUCUUGAAGCUUAUAACAAGAAAAUGGCUGAGGGUCCAGCUGAUGAAGAAGAGUCUGACAAAUUGAGAUCGGAGGUGAACGAUGAGGAUGACGAAGACGAUGAGAAUUGGGAGGUCUACGCUCUGUCUUGGCUGGUCAUUGUUGCUGCAAUGAUCAUCUUGAAGAUUGUGUCCAUGGGUAGGAAGAAGUUCAGUGCAGAUUUCCAGUUGAUGUUCAGACUUCUCAAGCUGUUCCUGUUUAUUGGAUCUGUGGUCACUGUUGUCACUUUGUUCGCAUUCCUCAGUCUUACUGUUUAUUUUAUUGCUUUUUUUUUUUUUAGCUAACCAAAAUGAGAUUUUAAUCCUUGCGUUUAAUAGAAAUAGUAACUGAUGCAAUUGUUGUUUGGACCUUAAGACGUGAAUUAUUUACUAUCAGUAUGUUCUUACACUUCUAUUGUCAUGUACAAAACUCUAUAUUUCACAGAAAUAUAUGUGCUUAUUUUCAAUUUCUGGGUUAAAGAUUUACAACUUCAUUUUAUCUAUAUGCAAAAUUUAAUUGCCAAGAUCUUCUCGCUUCUGUCUUCAUUGCUUGCGUGUUUGUUCAUUUCUCUGUGUGGGUUUUUCUUCGGACCUACUCCUGAUAUCUGGUUGUUAUAUUUGAAAUUUCUUUUGAAUGAGCAGUCCUUGUGCCCCUCAUGAUUGAGUGAACAUACGUAGACAUGCCCAGUCCUUUGAGGAAAUUUUCCGUGUGAUUGUUCUUUCCGAGUUUGGCAAGAUUUUUUGUUGUUUAUCAUUCAGGUGAAGCAAUCUCUGGAGGAAAAUUGGUGAUUGAUGUUGCAUAUUUUGGAUUCCACAUCUAUAGUGAGAUUGAUGAACUCUGCGGGAAGACAUCUUGCCCCAUUUCUGCUGGUGAUUUUUUAAUUUCUCACUCUCAGGAUUUACCUGGGUUCAUUCCACCGGGUACAUACAUUCUUACAAUGAAGAUGGAAGAUGGAAACAAAAAUCAGUUGACUUGCAUCAACUUUGAUUUCAGCAUUGGGUUUUUUGUGUCUGACGCUGUAGAGCUUUGAAGAUUGGUUUCAUCAGCCACCGCUUGUAGCAUAUAAUCAAUGUAUAUGAUGAAAUUCUUUUAUCUACUGACCUUACAUCUAUUUCUGCCUUUCCAGUGUCAUGUGAUGUUGAUUAUGACUAUCAAUCAUAUCUGUACAUUUGAUCCAUGUGCCUAAAAUUAUUUCCACAUUUGUGAUAAUUGUUUAAGU